AAGCGAGUGAAAGAGGGAGGGGGCAGUGGUUGAUCUGCCUACACGAGAGAAAUUGUGAGAGAGAGGGAGAGAGAGAGAGGAGCAUUAGAGUAGCGCAUUGAGAGAAUAUCAAAGCAUGCAUAUCCUGGCAGACUUGGAGUCUGGUGGUUCAUCUCUCCUGUAGCUCUCUGUGAACUAAUAGACUGACAUAUGGGACGAUAGUUAGUCUGUAGCAUUCAGACCUUCCAGAGCUCCCUCAGCUCUGUCCUGCGUGGCUGAUAUUACAUAUGGCUUGUCUGAAUGUGGAGACCCCCUCCGUCUGCAGGGACCGAUUCAGAUCAGUCCUUCAGCUGAGGCUACAGCAGAGACGUACCCGUGAGCAGCUGGUAGACCAGGGCAUAAUGCCACCUCUAAAGAGCCCAGCAGCAUUCCAUGAGCAGAUACGUAGCCUGGAGAGAGCCCGGACUGAGAACUUCCUGAAGCACAAGAUUUGCAGCCGACCAGAGAGAUCUGAGCUGGUCAGAAUGCACAUCCUCAAGGAGACUGGGGCAGAGCCCUCCUUGCAGGCCACCCAGAUGAAGCUGAAGAGGGCCAGGCUGGCUGACGACCUGAAUGAGAAGCUGGCUCAGCGCCCCGGUCCCAUGGAACUGGUAGAAAAGAACAUUCUGCCUGUAGAACCCAGCAUCAAGGAGGCCAUCAUUGUAAACUACCCCAAAGCACUGGACGCCUACGGGUUUGAGGAGGACAGCGGGGAUGCCCCGUCUCCAGAGCAGCCGGCCAGCCACGAGUCCCAGGCCGCCGCACCCUCCCUUGUGGAACUCCGGGCCCUGGAGACCCCCUGUCCAUCACCGCUGCCCACCAUAACCAACAACCAUACCAUCCUACAGCCCUUCCCUGUUGUCACCCAGUCAACAGCAGACUUCCUCAAAGCUCUCUCCACCAAUGAGCCACCAGUUAGUCGCCCAGCUCCCGCACCUCAGCCAAUCACCACUGUUGCUUCUCAAAAGCCAGGGCCCACCCUAGUGAAACAGAGCCAGCCCAGGCAGCCCGGGGAGAGGAAUCACAGUAAGAAGGGCAAGGAGCCCAAGCCCCGGAUCAAGAAGUUAAAGUACCACCAGUACGUCCCCCAGGACCAGAAACAGGAGGCCAGCGAAGCCCCCAUGGACUCAUCUUACGCCAAGAUCCUCCACCAGCAGCAGCUGUUCCUCCAGCUGCAGAUCCUCCACCAGCAGCAGCAGCACUAUAACUACCACACCAUCCUCCCAGCACCCUUAAAGCCUGUAGCUGAGGGUCAGAGCAGCACUGUGAACGGUCUGCCAACCUCUAUAGUGGUGUCCCUGCCGCCUGCUGUCACUGUCCCGCCUCCCACCCCUGUCCGCCCAAACAGCCUAUCCAACCGCAAGCCUGGCCACCUGCCCCCCAACCUGGAGGACAUGAAGGUGGCCGAGUUGAAACUGGAGCUGAAGUGCCGAAGCCUCCCUGUGUCAGGGACCAAGACUGAUCUCAUUGAGAGGCUGAGGCCUUACCAGGAGAGCACCAGCACCCCAGCUCUGACCCCCGGCCCGAACACCCUUCCAUCCUCAGUCCCCACGGAGGUCAGCUCAUCCCCCACACUUUUCCUAGCUGCCCAUCAGUUGGCACCAGAGAGCAUGAGCUCCACACCCCCAGUAUCCCCAAUCCCCACAUACCUCUCCACCUUUAGAGACAACAGAGGGGUGUCCGAUCUAUUUUGCGACCCCCAGAGGGUUAGUCCCGGUCGUGCAGGCGUGGGGAUGUCCCCCCUGAGGCCGGGUGUCCCGGAGGAGAAUGACCCGCGGCUCCAUGAGAAGGAGCGUCAAAUCAAGGAGCUGAUGAGGAAGCUGGAGCAGGAGCAGAGGCUCGUGGAGGAGCUGAAGAUGCAGCUGGAGGUGGAGAAGACCCAGCUUCUAGAGGGACCCUCUACAGACCCUGUCCCCAUGAUCCAGAUCUCCAAGGUCAAACUGGAAGACAGGGUCCUCCCUAACUGCUCAGCCAUGGUUACUGCAAACAUGGCUCUACAGACUCACCCUCACUCUCUUUCCACUGUGGUGAAGCUGGAGGAUGUGCUCUGCAACUCCCAGCCCCCGCACCAGCCCUACCUCACCCCCACCCUGCCCCAGUUCUUUAUCAGCCACCAGGGGGCAGUGUCCCAGGUUGUAGGUCAGCCUGGCACCCAGACCCUGCCUGUCCUCCAGGCUACGAUAUCAAAUCAAGCCCCAGGCCUGAUCCAGGCCUCAGUGCCCCAGGUACACACCACCAAGAUGGAGACUCUGCAAGCCUCAACUCAACAGCAGAUACUUAAUCAUAACCACAUGCUGCAGACUUUCACAGCGUGCAACGGCCCUGGCUCUGGGAUGGUGGAGAACCAGACAGGGCCUGACAUGCAUCCCCAGUGUUUCCUGAGAAGCUCCCCAGAUAACAGACUCUCUCCCCGGGGGGCUUCACCCAACCCCAUCCUCUCCAAUAGGCCUGUCAACAAGUCUCCAUCCCAGCCCAGCUUCAUCCUCCAGCCCUCCUCCCUCGUGACCCAGCCCCCCAUGACCAGGGAGCCCCCUCGCUACGAGGAUGCAGUCAUACAGACACGCAACCUAAAGCAGGCCAACAACCUCACACAGGUUUCCACGGCAAAUAGCCAGCAGAUGGACGACCUAUUUGACAUCCUGAUUCAGAGUGGAGAGAUCACUCCUUUCAUCCAGCAGCCGGACCUUCUGUCUCUCAGCACCAAGACUGUUCCUGUCACAGCCAACAUCACUACCCUCCCUGUCAACACCGCCCUGUCCAGGCCUCCUCCACAGAUCCAGGUUGCUCCCCCUCCCAUCUCGCCCGUCGACCCCCUCCAUCUCCCAAGCCUGGCCUCCAUGACCUCAGACAAGCUGUUGGAGGCCUUCCUUGAGGGAACCCUGAACGAUCUGUCCCCAACCACGGACCCCCGCACCCUGGGUCUGAUCGAGGAUCUGCAGUCCCAGCUUCUGGAUCAACCCUACUCCCCCAUGGACACCUCGGAGCUGUCCUUCUGCGACUCCAUGUCUCCCCCCUCCUCCCUCAAUAUGGGCAUGUCUGACACAGCCCUGGACAACAUGGAGUGGCUGGACCUAACCAUGCCGCCCGGCCCCGCGGGGGGGCUUACACCACUGGGGAUUCCUUCAGACUUCCUGGAUACACACGACCUGCAGCUGCAUUGGGACUGAUGGAGAGAUGGCUGAGGACAAGGAUGGAGUGGAAAGGAGGAAAAGGAUGGAGGGACCAAGAGAAGAGGAGGAUAGCAGUGGUUGAGGAAAUGAAAAAGGAUGGAGGGACCAAGAGAAGAGGAGGAUAGCAGUGGUUGAGGAAAUGAAAAAGGAUAGAGGCACUCAACAUAAGAAAUCCGGACUUGGUUAGUCAGGUUAUAGUCCUGGUGCAUUUUAAAACUUUAUUUUUUAAUACAAAAUUGUCUUGUUUAUUUUUUGCUACCAUGUCCUAGGAUUGGCCAGCCGGUGAUGGGGGCAUUGGGUGUUGCUUAAUAGAGUAGUUGGGCCAGAGCCAAAUGAACAAGGAUGCCGACAUUAUGGAAAUAUCCUGUAAAUGAUGGAGAUAUUUCAAUCAGAACAAGGUUAGAUGUUCCCUCAGCCCUCCUGGAGUUUUCAUUGGGUUGAACUCCUGACAACUCCUGACAGUCAGCCUGUAAGGCGGUCAGCUUGCCUUGCAGUGAACACGUGGAUGUGUUAACUUAUGACUGAUGUGAAACGCAUGCUAUUACAGGGUCUUCAUCUACAGCCAUUUCUCUGUGGACGCAUGCUGUUUGGUUAUUACAGAUCUGUUGUACACAAGCCACGACAGACAGCAUAACUGACAGAUGUAAACCUGACAGAGUACAAGGCUGUGUUUAACACUGGUCUUUUAUUGCAACAUACCUAUAUUUGGGGUUUCUGACCCUUCUGAUACAUAUUGUAUUGGUUGAGACAGUUGGACUAUUUUAAGCAAUGAACUGAACUGACGACGAGAACAAAAUCACUCCUAUUGGACAAGGAGGAGUAGUCUCCUCCCACUAUGAGCUAUGCACUAAGGAGGCGGGCCUUACAUCGCCUUCAUCUCACAAGGAAAUGUGAAUCACAGAUAAUGAUUUUGUAGAUUUAAUGGUUUAUUGAAACAAUGUUGAUCCACUUGUUGGUUAUCUCAGUGUACUAGCGCCUUCAGUUCAAGUCUAAGUUGAUCCAUCUGAAUGUAAAUGGAGACUUUACAUUGUUGGCAGCUUUAUCUUCUGAAAGACAACUGAUGUAUCAGUGGAGAGGGACCAAAUAUGGUAUCACACAGCUACACUACAUACAGGUUAAUGUGUGUACUUACUAUAUGCUAGCCUGGUUCCAUUUCUGUUUGUGCUCUUGCCAACUCUGUUACUCAUUGUCAAGCCAGAUAUGUUUGGCAUAGCAAUGAGUGACAAGAAGUUGGCAUGAUAGCCUGAGUGCCAGUCUUUUUGUGCCAACUGUAUUCUUCCGUGUUUGACAUGUUUUAAUGUGGCUGCAUGACCUCUGGAGAACAGAGGUGUUAUACUUUUCUGUCUGUCCUGAAUUCUGUCUGUCAACUCUCUGCACUUUGUCUCUGUGUGUCAGUGGUUCUGUCUCUGUGUGAGAAAGUAUGCAUGUGUCUAGAGCUAGGCGAAAUGGCCUAAAACCAGGGGCGCAACUUUGGUUUUAGAAGUGGGGGGGACAUAAUAAUUACUAUUAAUUAUAUAUUUUUUUAAUCCAGUCGAAUAAUCACAUUCAAAUGAUAAAACGGAGGGACAAAAAAGCAAUUUCAGAAUGUGGGGGAGACAUGUCUCCCCCAUCCCCAGUGAAAGUUGCGCCCCUGCCUAAAACUAAUUUCUAUUAUUUUUCAAACUUAUGGCCCAAUAUAUAUCAAAACACAUUUUUAUGUUUUCUCUAAGCUUUGUUGUACAAUUACAUGUCAUAUACACUACAUUUAAAACAGUUACCAAUAGUCUAAUCAAUUCAGAGCUUGGUAAAUUAUACAGAGGCUGAACAUAUGCCUCCCACAAACAUGAGACCCACUAAUAUUUACAUUAUUUUAUCAAAAUAGUUGUACUUGCUUUUAUUGCAAUUAUCACUGAUCUGGAUUUCAGGUCUGUCUAUAAAAAGGCACUUUUUGUUACAAAUGUAACCAUAACCAUGCAUAAUGCACAUUCACUAAUCAUGUAGCAGGCAUUAUAGAAAAUGAUUCUAUUGGACUAAAAUGCUGCUAGCGUUACCGUAAUGCGUGCGACAAACUGAGCAUACAUUUUCCAGAAUGAAUGUUCAUUGUUACAUCUGUUUUAGAAGUGUCUUCUCUGCACGAAAUUUGAAGAGUUGAAACGGUUCGAAAGGUUUACAACUUCUCUAUUACAGUAAAAUAGUAUCUCCAUGUGUUUCAGUGUCCAUAUGACUGAUUUAUGUUGGACCAAACCUCAAAUGCAAAUAACGAGUUGAAACCAUUUGACAGAGAGGAAGAAGUGAUAUCUCAUCGUUGUUGUUGUGAGUGGUGGCGGGAGGUCCUUGGGAGAAAGAGGUGAAGCGAGAGGCUUCACUCUCGCCAAAAUCUAUCCAAAAUAAGCGCAAUGCAUUUCUAUGCGCUUAUUUUGAACCUGAGCUUGUCGCCUGCCUUCCCGCUUUUGUGACAACGACUCCCAUUGUUAGGGCUGAGACAUGAUGAUCUCUUCAUUAUAUACAGAUCUCUGGUGUAAAUGGGAAGGAGCGAACGAGACGAGAUCAAAAAGACAACAUGAGAACAAGCGGACAUAAAUGCUCAUAAAAAUGAAAAAUAAAACUUGAUUUAACUCGAAUUAAUGUUAAAAACAAGAAUUCGAUAUAUCGCCCAGCCCUAUAUGUCUGUCUAUAAGUAAGAGUCCCUUAUGUCUGUGUGUCUGCAUGUGUGUCAGGGUGUCUUCUUGAAUGCACGUUUUAAUAAGUGUCUGAUAUCGGGCUAUAUUUGUCUCUGUCGCUGAGUUGGCUGCAACUCAUUUGAGUCCUCUUCAUUUCUAUGAAGUUGGACGUUCAUCAGACAGCACUAUCUUUGCCAAGUGAGCACAUUUUACAGGCUGAGAUUUUAAAAGGUUUGGCUCACAGAAUAGCUUUUCUCUGACUGUUCCAUCUGUCCUGUUUGGUUAUAUGGUCAAAACGCAUACAGACACCCCCAGUGGUGUGCCCAGCAUACAGGCUCAACUACAAGGGACUACGCUGUAGCUUCUGGCAUAGCUACCAUUUUGUGGAUGAAUUCUACCAUGAAUAUGAUGAUUAUAUGUAUGAAACAUUGAAACUAGGGUUGUGUAGUUCUUCUACCUGGCAUAUUAUGCCAAACGAGUUACGAAUAUUCAGUAUCUCAAUCCAAAUAUUAUUCUGAUCAAUAUUGUAUAGAAUUAAUACGGUUGUCCUGUACAGCACUUUAGAAUACCAUGGCUUUUAUUUUUCUGUCAUUGUUCGAACAAUCAUUCUUAUCCAACAAGUCAGACAUUAAUAAUCACCUCUGGGCAGGUAAUAAUGCCAAAUACUGUACACACGGUCUCUGGCCAUUGGGAACCAAAUAUUCGUAACGGUGGUUUAGAGCUAGUAAGGAAUUAUUUGUUUUUCAAUUGUUCAAUUGUUGCCUAACAUCAGUUAAUAUCUACUGUUGACCAACAAAAAUUAUCGUAUUUCUAAAAUGUUACAAAAUCAUUCAAAAAUAUACGUAAGAGGAAUAUUACUGUAAAUUACUGUAAAGAUUACUGGCCAAUUGUGCGCCGCCCUAUGGGACUCCCGAUCACGGCCGGUUGUGACACAGCCUGGGAACGAACCAGGGUCUGUAGUGACGCCUCUAGCACUGAGAUGCAGUGCCUUAGACCAGUUGGUGCAUUUUUUUUAUUUUGUCAGUACUUUAUAGAACGAGAUGUCAGAGUACAGCAGAUUUGUCUUCAGCACCUGUCAUAUCAACAUGUUGAUCAUUGCAAGCAAAUAUUGAUUUGGGCCUACCUAAUUCUGUGUUUUCUGUACUGUACUGUCUCGCAUUCAACCGCUGUUCUUUGUCUGAAUUGUUGUAACUAGUAAGACAUCUGCCAAGUCUCUGUCAUCCUCUGUAUGCCAUACAUACAUUUUGCACAUUGUGUACAUAUUUAUAUAGAUGUCAUGCAUAUUUUUAUACAUGUGUAGCACAGCCAUGUGCUAUUUUGUAAAUAAUAUGAAACAAUAUGUUUAUAUAUGUACUGUAUGCUUUUAGGCGUCAAUAAAACGUGGU
Oncorhynchus keta (chum salmon) is the source of this 7212-nucleotide messenger RNA. Its product is annotated as myocardin-related transcription factor B-like. Lineage: Eukaryota; Metazoa; Chordata; Actinopteri; Salmoniformes; Salmonidae. Gene Ontology annotation, biological process: smooth muscle cell differentiation. The record is from RefSeq and is a predicted model, not a curated record. The coding region runs from base 267 to 3185 and encodes 972 amino acids. The transcript is spliced from 12 exons.